AGGACACCAAAAGCGGCGAAAAUCAGCAAAGUAGUAAAAACCCGAAGGUGGACGCAGGGAACUUGAAGUGCAAGAACGAUGCGCAAAUAUCAAAGAUCCAGCAAAAUAAUGAAGUGGCGAAACCACGAGUCAAAGACACCCUGUCUGUGCAGGAUUUUGUGCGGUGGAAAAAAGUGAAAACCGAGAAGCACCUGCUCAGGGAGGAAGCUCGGAAACAGAAACACUUUCAGGAACUGUUUUACCCGGCACUCCCGAUCGCCGCGGGCCACGCGGUGUACGCCCCGGGCGCGAAGCAGGGCGUCACGGUCUACUUCCACAAAAAGCGGAAGCGGGCGGUCCCGGGCAGUGAUUACUUCUUUCCCUACUGGCUGAUCAAAACGGAGCUGGACAUCAACGCGAUGCGGUAUCAGGAACACGAAGCCCGUUUUUCCACGCUGCGGGCAGCAAUUGACUGCGCGGCCGGACGGUACCGAAACCAGGCGACGCAGUUUGUCCCCAAGUACCAGCCCAAGGAGCGGGACUUUACCUACCGGGCGGGCGGCGUACUGGUGAAGGGCCGGGAAAAAAUCAUCGAGCCUCCCCUUAACGUCUCGGAGGCAGACAAGCUGCGGCCGGACUACCAAGUCCUCCUCCACAAAUGG
Molecule: messenger RNA, 641 nt
Organism: Amoebophrya sp. A120
Lineage: Eukaryota; Dinophyceae; Syndiniales; Amoebophryaceae
Source: the annotation of a GenBank genome assembly